AGGAUGCAGAUCUCUCUGCUGUGCUGCGGCCUCCUCGGCCUCGUGGCGAGCACGGCCUCCACGCCGGCGGCGUCCGGCUGCGGCUCUGCAGAGCCCACCUGCGGGGCCCGCUUCCAGGGGGACGUCAUGAUAGGUUUGCUGAUGCCGUGCCACAGUAAAAUAGAGAAUCUCCAUCACCGCCUGAGGCCUGAAAUGUUCCCCUGCACAGAUUUCGAUUUGGUGGCAUUCAUGAGAUCCUUGGCUGUCAUUCACAUGAUCGAAGAAAUAAAUGCGUCCGGCUUCCUCCCGGGGCUGAGUCUGGGGUACGUGAUGUGUGACACGUGCGCCGACGCCACCAUGGCCCUGCAGAAUGUUGAGUACAUGCUUGCAGUCAACAACUCCCGGCAGGUGAUGUGUGACUACACAGACUUCAGGCCAGCAGUCAAGGCCGUCCUGGGAGCGCGCUACUCUGAGGUGUCCAUUGCUGUGGCCAGGCUGCUCAGCAUAUUCAUGAUUCCCCAACUGAGCAGCACGUCGUCCUCACCGUCACUCAGUGACAUCCUGCGCUUCCCGUCCUUCAUGCGCACUGUUCCCAGCGACACCCAUCAGACCAAAGCUCUGACCAAACUCAUGGCCCACUUCAACUGGGACUGGGUGGGGGUGGUGUAUGGGGAUGACGACUAUGGCAAAGCGGCUUUUCGGAGCUUUCUCCGGGACGCGGAGGAGAUUGGCGUGUGCCUGGCCUACCAGGAGAUGAUACCCCACUACCUCGAUCACAAGACCAGCAUACGACGCAUCAGGCAAGUCGUGAGACAGAUCAGCUCCUCCAACGCCCAGGUGGUGCUGCUCAUCCUGAAAUCUGAGCUGGUGGGGGCCAUCUUCAAGGAGAUGAUCCGGGAAGGCACAUCCAGAACCUGGAUCGCCAGCGAUAUCUGGUCUCUAAGUGGGCCCUUGGCUCACAUGGAAGGCAUCAGUCAGGUGGGCGACAUCUUCGGCUUCAGUUUUGUCACGCGCAAGAGUGAGGCGUUUGACGACUACCUGAAGAAUCUGAGACCGACCCCCGGAGGUUACAACCACUUCAUCGAAAAGUACAAAAACUUGAGAUUCAACUGCACCCCAGAAUGUGGUACGGAUGACCCUCCUUCCUAUUGUCCCACAUCUGACCUCCUGAAUAUUAAAUCUCCCCAUGCAUGUGAUUACACGAACGCCCAAGAUGGCAACGACGACUUCCUCACGACGGCUGUGGACUCCAGUGGAAGCCACAACGAACGAAUGGCUGUGUCGGCUGUAGCUCACGCUUUAAAAGAGCUACUUCGUUGUAAUGACUCCUCGUGCCCCGGAGAGAUUAACUUUCCUCCGUGGAAGCUUCUCGAAAUACUGAAAAAUAUUUCUUUCAACUUCGAAAAUCAGACAUAUUCUUUCAAUGAAUAUGGCGAUUUUGUGAGUGGUUAUGACCUAAUAUUCUGGGAGAAGAAUGGAGACCACAGGAGCUUUGAAAAGUUAGGGAGCUACAACGCCUCGAAUGGACAGAUCCAGCUUGAUAUGAACAAAAUCAAUUGGUCAUCGACAUUCAAUGACUCGAUCCCAAAGUCUAAAUGCUCAGAAUCCUGCGGGCCGGGCACUGUGAAGAAGUUCUCUGAGGUGUCCUGCUGUUAUAACUGCACCCCGUGCAUGCCGGGGACGUUCUCUGAUGCCUGGGAUCUGCUCGACUGUGAAUCUUGCUCAAAUGGUACGUGGUCCCUCGGGAACUCGUCAUAUUGUGAGCCAGUAAGAGAAGUCUACCUCAGAUGGAGCGAACCUUAUCCCAUUGCGCUGGUGGCGUCUGCAGGUUUUGGCAUGCUGCUGCUGCUGGUCAUCUUCAUCAUCUUCCUAGUGUACAGAGAGUCUCCGCCUAUGAAAAGAGCCGAAGUGAGGUUGUCCUGUGUGAUGAUGUUUGGUAUCGCGGUGAGCUUCGGCAGCGUGAUAUGCUUCAUAGGCUAUCCCAACGUACACCUCUGCCGGGCCCGGCAGGUCAUGUACGCCAUGGGCUUCACCUUGUGUAUUUCCUGUGUCCUGGUCAAGGCCUUUCGUACAUUCCUGGCUUUCCUUCCCUUCAGUCAGCAAAUAUACAGGGGGCUGAAUAAACUCUACAAGCCACCAAUCAUUGUCAGCGUUGUGACCCUUCUCCAGGGGGUCAUCUGCACCCUGUGGCUGAUCUUUGAUUCUCCCUGUAUAAACGAAGACACUCAUUCACGUCGAAGCUUGGAGAUAAUAAUACAGUGUAAUGUGGGUUUGACGUUCAUCGGUUUUGGCAUCAUGUUGAGCUACAUCGCCCUGCUAGCCCUGGUCGGUUUCGUCCUCGCCUUUAAAGGCAGGAAGGUCCCUCAGCAGUUCAGCGAGACAGGCUAUAUCAUCUUUAGCAUGCUAAUGUACCUGUUUGUGUGGGUCUGUUUCAUCCCAGUCUAUAUCCUGAAGACAGGACAGGAAGCCUAUGUGCAGGCUUCAGCCAUUCUGGUGUCUAGCUACGGAAUCAUCUUCUGUCAUUUCUUACCUAAAUGCUAUGAGGCACUUUGGGAGCUGAAAGGAGAUACACUGGAGAUAAUCCUCAAGAAGUGGCACGUCACCAACAAUCGGACUCUAGAUGAAAAUCCACAGUCACACAGUAGCUAUAAUACUCCGUGUCAAGGUGUGGUCUCCCAUGAAACUCAUCCCACUCAAUUCCAGUCCUCAUUAACGUCUUCGGAGAGCUCAGGGGUGCUGAGCCUGGGCAGCCCUACUGGGUCAGAAGUGGUCAUAUUAGCCGAGUCCAAAUCAAUCUUUAGUGACCAGCCACUAAAAAUGCUGUGGACCAAACAAAUGGUGCGAAGGAGAUUUAGGAGCAUUUCCUUUUAGGACUGGUGACUCAGACCUUUGUUGUGCAUUUUACAAUUGCAACUAAAUAAUAAUAAGUCAUUACUUUUGAAGCUUUGACAAACCGAAACAAGUUUACACAGACCGAAAAGGUGCAGGCUGAAGCUUUAGCUUAUUACUUUAAUUAUUUUGUACAGAGCCCUUUAGACCUAUACACCGAAAAUGAAAGAAAGAAGAAAAAGGGACUGAAGGAAAAUAAGGGAAGGACUAUAUAUAUAUAUAUAUAUAUAUAUAUAUAUAUAUAUAUAUAUAUAUAUAUAUAUAUAUAUAGUGUGUGUGUGUGUCUGUGUGUAUAGGUGAAGUUCUACUCUUGGGUGGAGAAGCCUUGACAUAUUUCUGUUUUGUUUUUUUUUGUCUUUGUAAAGUCUUUGUAAGAUAUGUGAUAUUAAUAUAUGUCUUAAUAUUAUCUAAUUUUAAGAUAUAUUUUCUGAUGAAAACAUAAUUAUAUGACAUUCCUUGGCGUUCAGAGGGCAACAUUUAACUUUUAGUUGUAUUAUAUACAACCACCACAUGUGCAAGUACAAUAAAAUUGCUGUU
Lampris incognitus (smalleye Pacific opah) is the source of this 3405-nucleotide messenger RNA. Its product is annotated as G-protein coupled receptor family C group 6 member A. NCBI's taxonomy places the organism in Eukaryota, Metazoa, Chordata, Actinopteri, Lampriformes, Lampridae. Bases 4 to 2850 code for a protein of 948 amino acids. Gene Ontology annotation, cellular component: membrane. The transcript is spliced from 6 exons. Gene Ontology annotation, molecular function: G protein-coupled receptor activity. Gene Ontology annotation, biological process: G protein-coupled receptor signaling pathway. The record is from RefSeq and is a predicted model, not a curated record.